Molecule: messenger RNA, 10728 nt
Organism: Epinephelus fuscoguttatus (brown-marbled grouper)
Lineage: Eukaryota; Metazoa; Chordata; Actinopteri; Perciformes; Serranidae
Gene: irs4b
Product: insulin receptor substrate 2-B
Exons: 2
Coding region: 330-4517 (1395 amino acids)
Biological process (GO): insulin receptor signaling pathway
Cellular component (GO): plasma membrane; cytosol
Molecular function (GO): phosphatidylinositol 3-kinase binding; insulin receptor binding
Source: RefSeq, a predicted model, not a curated record
AGGAGGAGAAGGGAACGGAUUGCUAACCGAGCUAGCCGGAUCCUCCCGAUUAUAGAAACACGGCAGAGCGUGGUCAUGUUGCACACGGUAGGAUUCAUUUCGUGAAAAAAAGCUCGCUGUGGAAUACUCGCCUCGCCGCGUGAAAAGAGGCGAGGGGACUUGUUUUUUGACGGAAUAACAAAGCCGGUGCGUGAGGAUUGCAAAUCUGAGCUGUGAGUCAACGUUAGCUGGCCUAGCCGGACUCGGGAGCUCGUCUCCCAAAACAAGAAUGGGGUCUAGGUCCACUCGGAUUAGCUUGCUAGUAAAGUGACCUUUGAUUGUAUUCACUGAUGGCAAAUUUCACGAAUUACCAGGAAGGCAAGGCAGCGAUGUUGAUGGUGGAGACGCAGCAGAGGGACGUGGGGACGAAAUCCGCGGCCGCCACCGCGAACGGAGACGGCUCGGUCGGGGAACCCCCUUCCCUGUUAAUUAAUAUCGGCGGCGGCGGAGGAGGCGGCUCUCGCUUCCAUCAACAUUUACCGCCCUCCAACCAUCACCACCUCAGCCUCCAUAACCCGCCAAAGGAACAACAGCUGCAGCAGCACCAUCACUACCAGCUGGCCCCGCAGCAGCAGCAUCUUUCCGGGGAAAGCACCGCAGAGUCCCCGGGCAGGAAAGCCUCCUCCUCCUCGUCCCUCAGCCAGGUACACACCGCCGAGGACCCCGCCGCUUCCUCCGCCGCUAGCAGCAGCAGCAGCAGCAGCGGCCAUGUAUACGCCGCUGUGAACGUCGCCAACACCUCGGACGUUGUGGAUGAUAUCCGAAAAUGUGGCUAUUUAAGAAAGCAAAAACACGGACACAAGAGGUUUUUUGUGCUCCGGGCUGCCAGCCACCUCGGGCCGAGCCGCCUGGAGUACUACGACAGCGAGAAGAAAUUCAGGAACAGCCUGCGCUCUGCUGCCGCGGCCGCCGCCAGCGGUGGAGCGGUCGCCCCUUCUCCCCCGAAAAGGGUUAUUUACCUCUACCAGUGCUUCACGGUAAACAAAAGGGCGGAUUCCAAAAACAAGCACCUCAUUGCCCUUUACACUAAGGACGAGUACUUUGCUAUUGUGGCGGAGAACGAGCAGGAGCAAGAGGACUGGUACGUGGCUGUCAGUGAGUUGAUGAGUGAGGGCAAAAAAGGGCACGUGGAUUCAGAUGACUUGGAUGAUGGGUAUGGUACGGUCACCCCUGGUACUGUGUUCAAAGAGGUGUGGCAGGUGAAUGUGAAACCUAAAGGACUGGGUCAAACUAAAAACCUCACAGGUGUUUACCGGCUAUGCCUCUCAACUAAAACCAUUCACCUCGUAAAGUUGAACUCUGAAACCCCCUGUGUUAACCUUCAGUUGAUGAAUAUCAGACGUUGCGGACAUUCAGAAAGCUUCUUUUUCAUUGAGGUGGGCCGCUCCUCCUCCAUCGGGCCCGGGGAGAUAUGGAUGCAGGUAGAUGACUCUGUCGUGGCCCAAAACAUGCACGAGACCAUCUUGGAGACAAUGAAAGCCCUGAAAGCUUUUGCAGAGUUUCGGCCCAGGAGCAAGAGCCAGUCAUCGGGCUCCAACCCUAUGCCGUUUAUCACAACACGGCGCCACCUGGGCAACCUGCCACCGAGCCAGACUGGACUGCAGCGGCGGUCGAGGACAGAGUCAGUGGUUGGCACGCCGCCGUCAAGUAAGAGCUCUGGGGCGAGUGGUUAUCGCUUCCGAACAUCCAGUGAAGGCGAGGGGACAAUGAACCGGCCGUUCCGCUCAGCCACAGGAAGUCUGGUUCACCUGAACUCGGCACGCGCCCAUCAUGGUCGCCAGGAAGGGGGUGGCAGCAGCAGCGGGAGUGGUGUCGCCACAGGAAACGCUGGCACGAGCACAGGCAGCGGGCGCUACGUCAGAGCAAUCCCGGGGUCGACAUCCACCUACCACGCCCGUUCCGCCUCGCUGCCAGUCUCCCACUUCCCAUCCACCACCAGUCCAGUAAGCGUCUCCUCCAGCAGUGGCCAUGGCUCCGUCUCCGACACGCUCACCCGCCCGUCAAGCGCCUCGAUAUGUGGCUCCCCAUCUGACGGAGGCUUCAACUCUUCAGAUGAGUAUGGCUCCAGUCCUGGUGACUUCCGGUACUUCCGGGUGCGGAGUAACACGCCAGACUCCCUUGGCAACACCCCGCCAAUCAGAGAAGAGAACUGUCUAAAUGAUUACAUGGCCAUGGGCUGGAACCGGGAGGUCUUUGGCACCAGUGGAGGCUCUGGAAACAACAGCGGAGGUGACACGCCACGGGACGAGAGCACGUCGACAGAGGAUGACCGCUUUUCUUCGUCGUCACUGAGGAGAAGGACACACUCUUUCACCAGACCAACCGGUGGUGCAACUGGCGGUUCUGGAGUGGCAGUUUACCAGAAAAUGACCCAGACCAACUUCUCAUUGGACGAGGGGUCAGAUGUUGUGUUACCAUUUGGCAGCGGACUGCUCCGCGGUGGGCCGUCCUCCUCCUCUUCCUCGCUGCGUUCUGACUACAGCUCCUGCUCCGAGCACAGCCAGCAGAGCCGUCCCUCCACGCUCUCCCGGACGGAGACCAGCAGUGAGCGCCCGCCCCUCUCCUCCUCCUCCUCUGCCAAGGAAGACAGCGGCUACAUGCCUAUGAUGUGUGGCGUGGCUGCGUCGCCACGGGACACUCCUCCCGACUACAUGCCUAUGCAACCCAGCUCUUACUCCCAUCCCAUCUCCCAUUCCCCCCAGUUUCACAGUCCAGCUUUAGGUCCCCGUUCAGCCCACCACCCUCCACAGAUCCAGUCCCAAUCCUCCACAGACUCCCACGGCUACAUGAUGAUGCUCCCAGGGGGCAGCGGCAGCUCCCCGUCUCCAGGUCAGGCCUCCCCCAGCCCUCACAGUAGCUCCAGCAUGGCAGGUGCCAGUGGAAGUGACAGCAUAGCGGAGAGACCUGAAAAUGGAGAAUAUAUGGACAUGUCGUACUGCAGCGGUGGGGGGCGCAAGCUCUCAAAUGAAGGGAGCGGUGCGUAUUACACACCUGGCACACCUGAGAGCACCCCAAAGUCUUACAGCCCUUAUUUCUCCCUCCCUCGUUCCUACAAGGCCCCCACCAGAGAGAGGGAUGAGAAGGAGUAUGGGGAGUAUGUUCCUAUGAGUUCUCCUGCCAAGCCAGUAUAUUCAUCAGUUGCCACAGCUUCCAUGUCAACACCAGAGAAGAAGGGUGGAGGAGGUAGUAGCACCUCCACCCCCUCUCACCCACCCCCGCCUUAUGGAGCUCACCAUACGACUGCAGCAAUGGCCGACCGACGCGUCGUGAGGCCAAACCGCCUCCCUUUAGGCAGGAGAAGUUUCCAUGGUCCACUGCGGGUUAGUGAGCCCUCCACAGCGUCUGCAGGCACCUCCACCUCAGUCCCCGCCACUGUCAGCUCAUCUGAAAGGCCCUCCAGUCCCGGGGAGUAUAUUAACAUCGAGUUUGGGGAUCACUACCCCCACCAACAACAGCCCCCUCCUUAUCCUCUCUCUACCCAAGAUGAAGCGCCUUCCCUGGGAUCCAGUGACCACUGUCACUCCCCUCACCAGGACUACAUGAGUGUGGAGGUAGCAGCUGAUCAGCAGGACAGCGCUGAAUGUCUGGGUAAAAACCAGUCACCCAGACCCAGCCUUGUUGCCCCCUGGAACCCACCCAGCUAUAUCCGACCCCUGGCUAGCAAUCCCGGGGCGCUGGCCUCCCCUGGAGUCCCUGCCGGCGGUCACUGGAGGUCAAUGGGGGACGACUACACAGACAUGACAUUUAACCUCAGCAGAGGUGAGAGGACGCAAACGAGCCCCACAGCCAUGCUGCAGCAUCUCUGUGUGAUCGAGGGACAUUACGGCCACGCUCCCUCCGCCUCCUCCUCAUCCAUUUCUCCCCCUCUCCCCCCGUCAAGCCCUGGAAGGGCACCAUCACAGCAGGUGGAACCCAAAGUGGUUCGGGCCGACCCCCAAGGCAGAAGAAGACACAGCUCGGAGACGUUCUCAUCCACGUCCUCCUCUAAUUCAACUCCCUCUGGAGGAGGACUAGCCCCAUCAUCCUCAGCCACCCACCCGACACUGGCCAGCUCCACAGCCCCCAACGGAUCUUACCUAACGGAGGGUCAGGCUUCCAGAUGGGCCAGCUCCGCAUCUUUUGACAGCAUGUGGGUGUCCAUGGAGGGUCUAGGGGACUCACCGGCUCACCAUGCUCCAAUAAGAGCCAUGGAAAUGGGCGCAGCCUCCGGGACCUCAGCAUCCUCCUCCUCGGGGGCUGGAGCCAGCAGAAUGUGCAGGAACAUGUCUGUGGGCUACCAGAACGGCCUGAACUACAUUGCCUUGGAGCUGAGGGAGGAUGGGAGUAACACGGGAGCCAUGACGUCGGGAGCCGGUAGCAGCAAUGGGAGCUCGGUGGCGGCAGUGACGGCAGGGACGGUGCCUCUGCCGGAGAACGGAGCCUACGCCAGUAUAGACUUCACCAAAUCUGAUGGAGUCACCACGACAACCAAGGACUGAGCAACGGGACGAUAGAGGUUCCCCACCUUCCUCCUUCUCCUCCUCCUCAUGUCUCUGCUCGGGGCACUUGACUCUGCCUGCGACCUUUGGCCUCCCCCUCCCAUCCCGCCGGCGACCUCUGACCUCUUCACCCAGACUGAGAAGCCGCUCCCUUCUGGAUGCAGAAAACAACAACAACAUAACAACAGAUGACAAAAACGCUUGCAGUUUUUUAUAAGUGUAUUUCAUCUUUUAUUUUUUUUUGUGUGUUUUAUAUGCAUAUCUUGUCCUGUUUUUUUUUUUUUUUUUUUAAUCAUUUCCCCCCCCCCCUCUCACAAUCGAUGCUGCCAGUGUGCGCUGCUUUUUUCAACAGACAUCGGUCAGUGAACUUUGGUUGAGGGGGGUGUCGGCAGAACCCGAGGUAGUCUUAUUAUCAGAUGGUUCUGCUUCUCCGUACGGUAUUAAAAAGGGAGGCUGGAAAUACUAAGCAAAGGCAUUAUGGUACAAACUUGGAAACUUUUAUGUUGAAUUUCAAACGUUAAUUUUUAUUUUUAAUUAUUUUUUUUACCCCAUGCAUAACCCUUCCUCAGUACGGUACCAUACAGUUAUUACAUUGUGGACAAAGUCAUAGUAGAGAAUGUAUUUUUUUUUCCUAAUGAAUUACCCCUUAAAUGGUACGAGCUCAUGGCUGGAUCCAUUUUAGCCUCAGAGGCGAGAAGUGGCAUUGCACACGUACUGUGCUUGUUCCCGUGCUUUGCCCAGUCGGGUGUGGCACAGUGUCAGCACCCUUUUUGGAUCGCUAUUUAAAAAUUCAAACUGGGGAAACAGAGCUAUGGUACAGUGCCAGUAUGGGUUUAUCAGAGUGUACUGAUACAAUGGGAAACCUUAAAAGCAUUAUUCACAUAUUAUUAUUUAUUUGUUGCGAUAGGUACAAAUAUUCCAGUACAUUUCUUUGUUUGCUUUCAGGACGGCAAUGGUACUCAAUAGGGCGGGGGAUAAACGCCGGUCACCAGUCGAAUGCUGGAAAGUUUAGUCUUUGUCUCCUCUCCAAGCUACUUUGCAGAUAAUUGAUGUGUUUAAAGGGAUAGUUCAACAUUUUGGGAAAUGCGAUAUUUCAGUUUUGCUGCCUUCACAUGGACUGUACACGGCACAAGGACAGUACCUUCUUAUGGAGACAGAUUUGAGUCGAUAGAAACACUACACAAAUACAAAAAGAUUUGGCAAAAAAUAUAAAUAUUUAAACUUAAAACGGCAAUGCCGUCUACUGCUACUGUUGCCAAUAUUUUCAACCAGUCUCACCUAACUUUAUCGUCCUGCUAUCCUCCAGUAAAAUGAUAUCUUAUGUGUGCCGUCUACUGUCUGCCUGAUUUCAUGUGAACACAGCACUGUCUGUUAAAUAUGAAGCAUACUGUUUUAUCUUUGCAUAAAGACCGUAAGCCAGGGUUAGCAUGUUAAUGUCCAAAACUCAAAAGUACCGACCAGUACCUCUGUAGCUAAUGGAAUAGUAUGAUAUAUCCUGUUUGUUUAAUCUGUUUAACCCAAUGUAAAAAUGAUUAUUUACUGUAUUAUGGGCGGGACUAUUUCCUGAAGUCUCCCCUCUGUAAAAUGGCAAAUUACGGCUUUUACAUUUGGGUUUGUGUGCAGGUUAAACAAACACGGUCUAACAUGUUAAUAAGUGAACUUCAGAGGUGCUGGGAGGUGGAUUUUGUUACCUUUGCACAGAGUAAGGCUUUAAAUCUUUAUGCUAAGCUAAGCCAACUGUCACUACAUAUUGAACGGUCUAAUGUUAGAGUGAUAUCGAUCUUCUCAUGUGACGCCAAGCAAAUAAGCAUCAUUCCCAAAAUGUUGAAAAAGAAAACAUUAGGAAGAAAUCAAAGUAGCUUGUAGAGGUUUUGGAAACUCGGCCGCUGUGCCCAACGGAUGGAAAAUGACGUUUUCCCGCCCUGCUGCUUGGUCGGCUUGUGUUAUCCGAAAUUGAAGCAACUGUUUUAGUAUUUUUUUUUUUUUUUUCUUCCAGUUUUACCUCAUAUGGUCCGUAGCACAGUUCAGGUUAGUGAGGGAGAGUGGCACCAACACACACACACACACACAUGCACUCACACUCGCAACGCUGUGAAAGGUAAAAGCACAAAGUACAGACGUUGACACUGGGAUGCAAACACUAGUCUAAUGCACACACACACGAAAUCUCUGCAAGUGAACUCUAUACUGUACGGCAGUGGCAUGUAUGCGCACACACACACACACACACAGACAUGCCUGUACGUCAUGAAGACGCAUGUCAUGGUCAUGUGGCAUCUCCAAUGCCUGCUCUCAUAACACAUACAGUAGUCAUGCAGCCCUAGAAAGGCGAGGGUAACUCCUGUGUGCUCCCAUUUCGGCUCUUUGUCAGCGGCUCUUGGUGACGCACAUUAACACACACGCAUGCAUAUAUAUAUAUAUAUAUAUAUAUAUAUAUAUAUAUAUGCAUGCUGCACACUGGAGGGUUUGUCACUGGCUCUGAGUGACGUAAAGAGGUUUCGAGUAACCAGAGCUCCAGCCCCAGGUGCAGCGCGCUGGUCAUACUUGCCCUGCUACAACCUCACACACACACACACACACACACACACACAUUGGGACAGGCAGUGAACACCCACAUCAAUCAGUCUUAGCCGGAGCUUGUUGCCUCUUCUCUCUCACACUUUCAUCAGACUGAGACGCCCAUAUUUAGCAUUUCUACUCACGCUCCUCUCCCAUGACUUUUACCCACACAGCUGUUUUCAUAGAAAGAAAAUUUGCUUAAAUAAAAAACAAAGACUGACAGCUAGCAGAGCCCACUGAAUUGCUUUUUUUUCUGCUCAGUAUUCACUCUUCUAAUGCUAUCUUCGCCCCGUUUCUGAUUUUUUUUUUUUUCCUUCAGCCCACUCUUUUUUUGUUGUUUUUAAUUUGUUUGGACGGAUGAAGGCCUGUCACUCUCGCUGUGCUCGUUGUGUGGGACGCAUCACUGUCGUCCUUUUAGGGCCCCACACAGCGGGGAUGCUGAGGGACUGAGCUGAGGUAUCUUUAAAUAAUUGUUAAUGUCUGGUUUUAGGGAGAUUUUCGAGCAGAAGUUUGACUGACUGCGGGGAAUGAUUUCAAAGUGAAGGUCAGCCGGCCGUGAUUGACAGCUUACUCGAUGCCCUCUGAACUGCACAGAUGCAGCGAACUCUGCACAUAUGAUGCCCGGUGUUCAUUGAAACAACACAAGUGUAAAAUUUUUGGAUGUCUGACUCAUUGGAAAAUAAAGUAAAAAGUGUCUCAGAUAGAUAGCUGCGUGGUGCACAUGCUAGGGUCAUAUACAGUGCAGCAUUCUGUAUAAGUAAAGUUUGACAACUAGAAAACAACUUUAAAGACCCUAAGUGUUUUUUUAAAUGACCUUAAGAUUCAUAACUUGUAAAACACAGACUCAGUUUUGUUGCAACAAAAACUGUUUCUGCUCAGAUCAGUGGAGGCCCUGAAGCUCUGAAACAUAUUUUGUUUAAUGAAUUGUGCCCUCUGCACAAUAUCAUUUUGUGCAUAUGAGAAUCUUUAAUGUUAUGGGCACAAGAUUAAAGAAAUAUUCUUGUGAUUUUCUACUGCCGGAACUUCAGUCUUUGUUGCCGACUUUACAGAUCUGUAAAGGCCAACACAUUCUUACUCCGACCUCGUCACAUAUCGACGUUUGGUCAUGGGCUUUCCACGUCCACAUACAACGUGAAAGGUACCCUGGGUGCAUUGGUUAAUGACAUUCUGGGACACCGUGUAAAGUUCUGCCUGUUGCCGUUUUCACAGGAAAUUUAACACUUACAGUCUCUUUCAAAAUAAAUGCACUACAUCGGUACAACAUCGCAAAUUGACGUUUCUUUUCCAUCAACAACAAAAGCACGUAGUUAGGUUUAGGAAAAAAGAACAGGGUUUGGCUUUAGAAUCUUAUGGGACACAAACACCACUCUCUCGGGUGAAAGUCGGUGUUUGUUGGACCGGCCUGUCCCAGUCGGGACCUAACCUUCGUCCUUGUUCAGCUGCGUUUCCCUCUAAUGGCGCCGUUAAACUAUAAAGGCAACGGGCCGCGUAUCAUGCUGACAUUAAAAGACGCCUUUUUUCAUUGGUUUCUGACACCAUAAGUCACUGACUAAGUGCCGGCUUUCGAUGACUUCGGAGUGAGACCAGCCUCGUGAAAUGCAAUCACUUAAGUAACUCUUAUUGAAUGCAAAAGUCGUAGCAUGUGCACCAACGAAGCUUUCUGAAAGAUAAUUUUAAAACAGUGCAUCAGUGUCCAAGAACCUAAUGUGAUGUUUUCUGAUAUCUUGUCCCAAACCCAAAGAUAUUCAGUUAAUAAUGAUAUAAAACGUUAAUUGUUUUGCUUCGUUUGAAUCACCAGAUAGGUGGAGUUUACUGCAUUACGGCAAUCCAGAGUGUGUCAGGCAUUUCAGCAAAUUCAAGACUGACUUUCUAGUAUUCACCAAAAUUUUCCAUGUCAUAGUCCAAGAACAAAAUCCCACCUGUGAGGUACACCACUUAAACUGAAUUUCCGAAUAUCUUCACCCCUUCCCUUCGUCCCAUGUCCCUUUUUUCAAAUGGCAGCAACAACAGAGCCAAAAACGUUAAAAAACAAACAAACUGUGAGGCUCAAAAUGUGGUCAGAACGAUCCACGUCGGUACAGAAACAGCAGAGCUUUUGAGCACUUUUACCCUUCGUCGCCCUCUGGAGGGUCGGGAUAAUUAAGCUAACCUUCCCCUUCUACAGAUCCAUGUUUUUAAUGGUCUGGUUUCAAAGUGAAAACCCACAAAAUGCUGUUUAAAGAUUUUCAAGCCUGUGACAUGUCUUAUAUGUACAUUUUGAACAAUUUGAGAUAUUGACCCCUCAUCUCCCUUGAACAAACGAAGACUAUUAUAAGAAUAUUUAGGCUGCAGUGGCCCGAGACAAACGAGAACAUUUUUUGUUUCUGUUUUGGAAAAUGUUUUGUGUUCUUACGAUGCUACAGCGACGUGUUGCUUUUGAGUUUUUUACCGCUAUGGCAAAAAAAAAAAUGUUAGAGCUAGAUUCUGGGGGGGAUUUUUGGAAGAAUCCCUCUUAAUUUAUUUGAAGCAUUAUUCAAAAACGGAUAAAUGUCUUUCAUGUCUGAUUUGCCUUUAUGUUGAAUUUUACCCCCCUGUUUAACCCUGUAAUGACUGAAUGAAUUUACACAGAAUCUGUGUUUAUCUUGGCAACAAUUCAACCUCAAAACUGUCCUCAACGUUACCGAUUCUGAUGUUGAAAAUCAGCUGUUAUGAUUUUUUUCUUGUUAGGGGUAUGAGAAAUGAGAAGACCUACGUAAUAUAUAUAAAUAUAUAUAUAUAAAAUUAUAUAUAAUCCUUGCAGAGAAGACUUAGGGUACUGCAUCAUUAUGCAAACUUUUGUUUCCUUUUUCCUCUAAUCUUUUGGUUCAUUUUGUAUUCUAGUUUACAGAGGGAAAAUAAUCAUCUUAUUUUUGGUUGUUUUGUUGUAUCGGGGCGACCUUGUUUCUCUGAAAACAAAGCGACACAAGGGUAGUAUUUUUUUUUAAGAGUACAUAGGCAUUUUGCAGUUAUUUGUAUAAAGAAAUGGGUUACAACCUCUGCCUAAUGUUUAUUUUUUUGUAACUAUAUUACAGUUUAUUUGCUGCUGUGUAGUACAGUUAACAGUUGGAAAUGCUGUCGAUGGCAACCACGACAAUGAAGACGAUGUUCAUUGCCCUGCUAUCAGGCGCGGGUUCCUUUCGAAACUUCGGAGGAGGAGGGGGGAAGCAAAUCCCACUCUACCCUGCUACCUGUGUUCUUAGUUUCCGAGUUGAAUGCUGUUGUUUAUUAGCUUUACAGGAAAGAGAAAGAGUUAAAAAAAAAAUACUGUGGAGGUGUGUAUCCUUCGUAUGUGCAUUAUUUUUCAGCGACGUACGUCCUAUAUACGAAAAAGAAGAAAAAAAGAAUUAAAAAAAGAGAAAACUGUGGUGGAAAUGGAAAUCCUCCUUCUGUAAAUAAGGAAAAACUCAAGUUGUCGCUUUUUUCAUGUUAUAAUCGGCGCCUCAGCAGGUGCCCCCCCUUUUUUUGUUUUUGUUUUACUUCCUUCUCUCUUUCUUUCUCUCUUGUUUUUCCUCGUGGAGGGAAAGGGGGGUAGGAGGGGUACUCAGAGGCGAUUUGAGCAUCGGCAUAGUGUUUAUAUUUAUCAAAACUUUUUUGCUUUCGAUAGAGCUAUUGCAAUAAAAAUGUGUUCAUGUAA